Molecule: messenger RNA, 4796 nt
Organism: Lutzomyia longipalpis
Lineage: Eukaryota; Metazoa; Arthropoda; Insecta; Diptera; Psychodidae
Gene: Mctp
Product: multiple C2 and transmembrane domain-containing protein
Exons: 9
Coding region: 699-3332 (877 amino acids)
Biological process (GO): regulation of neurotransmitter secretion
Cellular component (GO): synaptic vesicle membrane
Molecular function (GO): calcium ion binding
Source: RefSeq, a predicted model, not a curated record
AGGUCAUACCAACGUCUCGCAAAAAUCUUUCGUUGUGUUGGCGAUGAAACUUUUUUUUCUGUUGAUAAUAACGUUGUUACAAUAUUCUCUCUUCGCUUUUUUAUUUUUCAAAUCUAUGUGAAUAAAUUUAUGAGAAGAUUUUUUGUUGUUGAAAUAGUGCCAAAAUAUACCUACAAGUGUUGCCUAAAAAAAUGUGUUAUAAAACACGCGGUAUUCAUGCGUAUUUUGCAAUAUUGAAUCAAAAAGUCUUCUUUGCGCUUAUUCUAUGUGUAGUAGGAGUAGUAUAGGUAUCCCUCCCCAUGUUGAGUCUCUCUUAGUACGGCAAAGAGAGGGGAAUAGAACGUUUGGUAUAAGCGCCGCGAGAGAAGUUUAGUGUCAGUGGAAGAAUUGUCGGAGCAGCAUGAUUCUCGGGUUUUCCGCAGAACUUUUUUUUCACCUAGAACAAGUUGUGUGUAUAUAAUGAAAACACUAAAUGAGAAACUUUCAAGAUUUUCCUCUUAAAAAUUUCAAAAUGUGCUAAUUCCUCUCUACCUAUAACCACUUUUAGUAUUAGAAUAAGAUAUAUUUUAGUGCAAAUGUGAAGGCGUUUAUUGCGAAGAAUUUUACUCGAGUGCAAAGCACAAUGGUUUAGUUGAAAGAAAAAAGUGGAGAAAAUCUUUUCUAUUUAGGAAAUGUAUUAACUUUCAUGUUGUUAAUCCAUGGAUAUGGCUGAUUCCUCAAGUGCAGGAAAAAAGUCUCGACUAAAUCAAGAAGCAAAAUGUUCAUAUUUAGGAAAGCAUCUGAGCAAAUCGGCUUCGGAGUUGAGUUGUCGCGAUUGCAGUAUGGAUUCGCCAUCAGGAUCACCACACAGAACGCGCAGUAUAGCAAAUCCUGCAGUUUCUGGUGUCUUACAAAAAACUCAUGGCUUCUUUAACACAUUAAGGCAUCGAUUGGGACGAGGACGUAGCAAGGAGCGAGGGCGUCGUUCACCCCAGGAAGCACUUUUGAAUGAUCAGGACACACAUCGAGAACAACGCGAAAGCACAGACUAUGCUGCUGACAAUAGUUCCGAUCACAGUACAUCUGCAACACCACUGACACAAUCUCCACGCCAUCGGGCAACAACAAUUGGAGAAUCACCCCUAACACGGAAUGACACAGCGGGAUCAACCACUAAUAAGGAAAACAACCUACUAAAGGGAUUCCUUGAUCGAGGAAAAGACAAUGAGGCGUCUUCGAGUAAAGAAUACAAUUUGGAAUUUUUGCAAACAGACGAAGCACAAAAGAAGCGAGAAAUUUCCCUGAGGCAACAUGCAUUUUUCCAACUUAGAAUUCAUCUAAUAAGUGGCCAUAAUCUUGUUGCAAUGGACAAGAAUGGAACGAGUGAUCCGUAUGUUAAGUUUAAAGUUGGCGGACGACUUCUCUAUAAAUCACGUACAGUUCAUCGAGAUUUAAAUCCUGUAUGGGAUGAGACUUUCGUUGUACCCAUUGAGGAUCCCUUCCAACCAAUUAAUAUAAAGGUGUUUGAUUACGAUUGGGGACUCCAGGAUGAUUUUAUGGGUUCAGCACAGCUCAAUUUGACAACAGUUGAGCUAUGUCGAGCACAAGAUAUUGUCCUGAAGUUGGAGGAUUCCUCCCGGUCGGGUCGCACCUUGGGUGAAAUAAAAUUAUCCAUAACACUAUGGCCACGCACGCAAGAAGAUAAAGAACAGUAUUUUCAGCGUCAUCCCAAACUAGCGGAUGCUUCCAAGAGGCUUAAAUCACAAAUAUGGAGUUCUGUUGUUACAAUUGUCCUCGUAGAGGCACGUGGACUUCCGCCAGAUCCCGAGGGUAGUUUAAGUGAACCUUAUGUUAAGUUUAGAUUAGGCAAUGAGAAAUACAAGAGCAAAAAUUCAUGGCGAUCACGAUGGUUGGAGCAGUUUGAUCUUCAUUUAUUUGACGAUGAACAAAAUCUGGAAGUAUCUGUGUGGCGUCGCAAUACACAAUUGGGAUCGACUAAAUUGGAUCUUCGAAGUCUUCCGCGCGAACGUACGCAUGGCAUGUGGCAGGCACUAGAAGAAUCCGCCGGGGAGGUGUAUCUCCUCCUGACAAUCAGUGGUACCACCGCAUCUGAAACAAUAACUGACUUAACGUCGUACAAAGAGGACCCACGUGAACGUGAAAAGUUGGAAAAGCGCUAUCAUUGGUACAAAAGUUUCCAGAAUCUCCGCGAUGUGGGGCAUCUCACGGUGAAAAUAUUUGGCGCAACGGGAUUGGCGGCAGCAGACCUGGGUGGCAAGUCUGAUCCAUUCUGUGUGCUAGAAUUAAUUAAUGCAAGACUCCAAACACAAACAGAGUACAAAACACUUUCGCCAAAUUGGAAUAAAAUUUUCACAUUUAACGUUAAAGACAUGACAUCUGUGCUGGAGGUGACGGUGUACGAUGAAGAUCGUGAUCAUAAAGUUGAAUUUUUGGGGAAAUUAGCAAUUCCACUGUUGCGAAUUCGAAAUGGUGAAAAACGCUGGUACGCCCUGAAGGAUAAGAAGCUUUUCACCCGGGCAAAGGGUACCUCACCGCAAAUUCUUAUGGAAAUGACCGUUAUUUGGAGCCCCGUUAGAGCAGCAAUUAGAGCUUUGGAGCCACGCGAGGAGAAGCUGGUGCAGCAGGAAGCGAAAUUUAAGCGACAACUCUUCCUGAGAAAUGUUUCACGACUCAAGGAGGAAGUUAUGUAUGUCAUUGAUUGUGGUCGUUGGAUACAGAGUUGCUUCGAAUGGGAGCAUCCAAUGAGAUCAUUCUUUGCACUAAUCUUCUGGAUUUGUGGGUGCAUCUUCUUCGAUGUCUCCACCAUACCAGCCAUCGUUCUUUUGCUAUUACUCAAAAAUUGGUUCAUUAAGUGGCUCACAGGGCCAUCAUCGCACACCGUGGCGGAUGAAUUCGACAUGACGAGUGACGAUGAAGAUGACGAUGAUAAGGAAAAGGAGGAGAAGAAAACGAUAAAAGAACGAUUGCAAGCAAUACAGGAGGUAUCACAAACUGUACAGAAUACAAUUGGAUAUUUAGCAUCGCUUGGGGAGAGCGUUAAGAACACAUUUAACUUUUCCGUCCCAGAAUUGAGUUGGUUAGCUGCUAUACUUCUUUUUGCGGCUGUUUUGGUUCUUCAUUUUGUACCAAUGCGCGUUAUUCUUCUUCUAUGGGGUAUUAUAAAGUUCACCAGACGUCUAGUUAGACCACAUAGUGUACCCAACAACGAAGUUCUCGAUCUUCUAUCACGUGUACCAGAUGAUGAUGAUAUGAUAAUGUAUCGAGAAUUAACAACACAUUCUACCCCGGAAAUGGCACGAAGAGAUCCUAGGAAGAAAAUGAAGGCCACUUAAUACUGUUGUUGCUUAGAAAAUUUGUGGCGGGUGCUUUUCACAUAAAAUGCAACAAAUUUUGUGAUUUUUAUAAUAGAAUUAUAAAUUCAAAACCCUCCAAUUAAAUAAACAACAAAAAAAGACUUUUUGUUUUAUGAAACACAAUUACAUAGCAACAAAAAAACUAUAUAGGUACAUAGGUACAUUAUAUUUUGUAUGAAUAAACCAACAGAAAACAAUCAAUACACAAUAUCAAUUUCCAUAAAAGAAAAUUCAAAAACCUAUUGAUUUUUUUUAUAAUAUAUUAAAAAUUUAACAAAAAUUAGUGCUUUGUGGACAAAAAAAACAAUUUAAGCUUUUAAGUUUAUUGUAAAUAAAAAAAAAUUAGCUAGGUUCUAUCCAAUUAUUAAAAAAAAAUGAAAAAUGAUUGUUAUAAUGUGAUGUACUAAAGGUGUAACAUUCCUCAUUCAUUAUACCCACAUAAAAAAAUAUUGAAUCGAAAAACAAUUAGAAAGUGAUUCAUUGAUCAAUUUUAUCUUAUGAAUAUCAAUUAAAAAAAAAAAGAACAAACAAACUAAAAUCAUUCUGAAGCUUGUAAAAAAAAACAAUUUUUCUUCCGAAUAUUAAUAUAAUAUAGCUUAUUAUCCUAUUCUCAAGAAUUUUAUGCAAAAUCGUUAAAUUAUAUACUUAACUAUCUCUCCUAUAUAUAUAGUCAAUGUAUAAUGUAAAUUGGUUAAUUCAUUCAAAAACUAAAAAAAAAAAAACUUUAAAAUAAAAUUACAUAAAUUACCUAUAACACGGUUAUUCGCAAUAGUGUAAUAAAAUAAUGAAAAUUUUGAUUCCAUUGCGAAAAUUUUAUAGGUAUAAAAUCCUAUGUGCUACCUAUACAUUAAAAACAAAAGCUUCUCCUCAAGCAUAAGAAUUAAUCUCACAUGAAUCAGCUUGAACAAAAAAGAAAAUGCAUUUUUCUUCAAUUUAAUUCUAAAUGUUUUAUUUUUACAACAAGUCUUUGCAAUUGCACGAGGCUGAAUUUAAGUGAUUUGGAAUAUUUAUGCUUAAAAAGAAUAUAACAUUUAUGGAGUAAAAGAGAGCAAAAUUUAGAGGGAAGAAAAAACAUUGAGGGCCCUAUAUUAAAAAAAAAAGAAAGAAUAUAAUAAAUAAUAUUUUUGUCAUUUUACAAAAUUUAUUAUUACUUUUAGUAACCUAUUAAAGUGAGAAAAAAAAAUGAAUAUAAAAAUGAAAAUUUUAUUGUUACAAUUAUUCUACCUUUUACCCAAAAGAAUAUUCCAAUUUAUGUGUGACAAUUUAAAUUUUUAUAACAAAAAAACAUUAAUUAAUCUAUUUAAGAUGUUUUACGAGUUUUUUGAACAUCGCAUUCACCAAAAACCAUUUCACAUCUUAUAACAUAUUUCAUACAUUUUAUCGCAUAUUGCGAUUGUAAUAAUUAUUUACCUCUAUAAAUAAUAAAUACCUGAUUAUUUGCAA